CUUCGCACAAGCAUGUGUUACCGUAACAUUGUAUCGGUUGCUUUACGAGAUGUCAUGCAGGCAUUGUGCCAGGUUUAUUUGCUAGUAUAAUAAGCGCUGUCUGCGGGGUAAUCCUUGUUUGGAGCCCAUCUUCUCCAUUAUUGUUCCAGCAGCUGUAUGCGUGUGUAUUUAACCAUUUUACGCUUAACUGGAUUUCAUUAUCCGUGAACAGCCGAAAAAAUAUCUUCUUUCUGUUUCUUUUAUUUAACCGUGACAACAAGGCGAAGUCAUAAAUUGGCUGUCAGUAUGCUUCAGAUGAUUUGACCAAAGAUGAUUUGUCUAAACUAAAGCAACGGUAUAAAUAUAAAUAGCGUAUCCCCCUUACACCCUUAUCUAUGGGAGAUGACUUAAAAGUAAAAAAAAAAUUGGGGUGUGUAUGUGACUUAUCAUCAGACCGACUAGGUAGACGUUAUUUGAUUUACAUAUUAUAUAUAUAUUUUUUAAAAGUCAGGUGUUACAUUUGUAGGUCUUUUAGUCAGAAAGCAUUUUUUCUCUCUUGAGCAGGGUGUUGGGUUUAGAGAGCAAAGGCAUGCCAUGACACGUUUGUUUCCUGCAUCCACAGCUCAUACAUAAAGUUUAAAUUACCUGAAUGAAUACUGCUUUUAUUUUUAUGGUUGCUGACUCUUCAAACGUGUGUGUCGACUGGCAAAACAUCACAGCACUUUGCAUAUCGGUCAAUCCUUUUUCCUCUUGUUCUGAUGAUGAGGCCAUGAAGUACAUUUCUAAAGGUUAACAGUAAAUGAUUGUAGAUAGGGCUGUCACGAUUAUGAAAUUUGGUCGACAAUUGUUUGUUUUAUUCAUCUAUUAAUUUUCUGUUUUAGGGCUUUGACGAUUAUGACGGUUAAUUGUCUGCUUUAGAGUUUUGACAUUUAAUUCUCAUACAAUUUUUAUUCAGCUCUGAAACGACUAUAUUGUUCGGGAUAUAGGAGUCGUCAUAUAUUUAAGGGUUAGACUUUUACUUGUCAAAAAUACAACUGCCAAAUACUUGUAAAUUAAGGAACUUGAUUGAAACCCACCUUUAAAAUACUAUCAGUCAUAGAAAUGCUUCUAGUCAGAUUUUAUCUCACUUGCAAGAUUACAAUAAAUUUGUACUUCCAUGUUAAUAAAAUUUUGGUAGACUGGUUUUCAAAAUGAGAUUACCUUGUAUCAAAUUAAAUUGUAGGGCAGGUUAUUUUUAUGGUAUGUGCUUUAGUUUUAUUUUAAGUGAUUGUAUUUUGGUGGUACAUUUCACAAGUUUGACCAUGCUUUAGUUUCAAUAUAUACACUAAAAUAUGCAGUACAGCUCCCCCAUAGUGUCUUCUAUGAAGAUGUGCAACAAUUGCGAUGAUCUGAAACCAUCGCGAUGAGGUCAAACAAUCGCAAUGAGACGAUUAUAUAAUAAUCGUGACAGCCCUAAUUGUAGCUCUAAAAUAAAACGUAUAAAAUAUAUAGUCAAGGCCUUUUAAGUGCGUCUAGCUCUCCACGGAUUGUUUUUCAUGUUUUUCUGCUUGUUUUCCAUUGCAAAGGUUUUUAUCAUAUGAGAUGCAAAUAUAUGGCUGGCAGGAUUUUUUUUUCUUCAUAUUAUCACGCAUUCCUUAGAGGCCUGCACUGAAUGUGGCUUUAAUGUUUUAUAAAAGCCUCUCUAAAAAUCGCAUUGUUGUCAAAUUUAAAUUUUAAAUGUGACUAAUGUUCUGUGUUCAUGGUCAUUCAUGAAAUAUUGAAAUGUUUUCUCUGUACUGCGUUUAAUCAUCUUUUUCCAUUAAUAUACCCUUAAUGAUUUGCUUGUGUUACAUUUGCAUAUAACCACUGCAAAAUAUAUUUCUGCCUGUUUGAGUGUUGCUCUCCAGGAUAAUUACCUAAAUUGUUUAAUGGUUUUUAAAAAAUCACGGCUGUGGAUAAGUAAACAUCUGGAAAAUGAAUAACACAAGUUUUGUCACAUUCGUCUAGUCUGGUUAUUCAUGAAAUCCUUUUGCUUCAUUCCUCCUCUGAGGGGAAAGUUCAAAACUUUAAAAUAUCAGCAAAAGUUUCUUUUGGAUAAGCUGAUUUCUUUAUGCAUACUUUGUCAGAUCUUUGUUCUAAAAUGUAAAUCCCUGUUGUAAUUAGGCUGAGCCUGAACCUACCAGCUAAUGAGGUGCACAGUUAAUCUGGGUAUGCAAAGCAGUCUCCAUGUUCUUUGGAUAACAAUAUGGCUUCAGAAGUCACCGAAUUUGAUCUGUGAAGUGCAAUGAGGAGGUUCUUUGAAUAGGAUGGAGGAGAAGCAAUCUCUGGUGCAUAUAACGUGUCUAUAAGUUUUUUGUGUUUUGAUCACAUUGAAGCAAACCUCACCUGUUUUACCUCAUUUAACCAGCACUUUGCAAAUAAUUGGUUUUGUGCCUUGAAACCCUAGUCUAGCACAACACCGUAGACUCUUUUUGUACCCUGUUUCUUUUUACCCUCCAAAAGCGAUCCAAUUAAUAUGCUAAUGAGAUUAUAAAUAUUUAUGAACAUUUAAAUUAGGGAAAAAGCUCUCAGAGCGCUGUGUGAAAUGAAUUGCUUGCAGGACUUCAAAGCAUCGCUCGGCUAAUGAAUUGAGGGAGAUUUGCAUAUGGCUUUAAUCAGCUGCAUACUGAUUACACUUCAUUACGGGCGCUGUCAGCCACUCCGCUUCUGUUCCGUUAUAGAAGGGAUACGAACUUCUUCUUACUGUAGUUGUUAUGACAAUCAUGGCACAGAGAAAGUGAGAGAGCGAGAGAAACUCCAACUAAGCCGGAGAGAUUGCGAGAGGAGCAACCACAGUGUCAGCGAGCUCAGCUGUGCUCUACACAUGUGCUGUGCUUCUGUGUUGACUUACUGAAAACCGUUUAGUCAAACAGAGACGUCUUUGCUUUGAGCGCUUUGUGUGAAAGGGGUACCGAGCUUGUUGUGAUGCUCGUGGAUACGCCUGAGAAAGCAGGUGCCACAGCUGCUGAUUCUAGAAUGAGUAAUCCAUCGGAAACGAGUAAAUGUGCAAUGGAGAGCGGGGACGAAAACACUGGUGCCCAAACAAAUGGUCUGGACUUUCAGAGACAGACUGUGCAAACAACAAGCGCAAUCACCAACGCACACGCACAGGCCCUGCUCCAACAGUUGACUUUGACUCCAGCGCAGCAGCAGUUAUUGCUGCAGCAGGCCCAGGCUCAGCUAUUUGCAGCAGCCGUGCAGCAUUCGGCCGGCCAGCAGAGCAGCACUACAGGAGCCAGCAUCUCCGCCUCCGCUGCCACGCCCAUCACCCACAUCCCCCUCUCCCAACCCAUCCAGAUCACACCUCAGUUACAGCAGCUGCAACAGCAGCAGAAUCUCAACCUGCAGCAGUUUGUGCUGGUCCAGCCGGGCCACCACAUCGCAACCCAGCUGCAGCCUGCGCAAUUUAUCAUCUCCCAGACGCCACAUGGUCAGCAGAGUCUCAUGCAAGCCCAGAACCUUCUUAAUCAACUACCUCAAAGCCAAGCCAACCUCCUGCAGACCCAGCCAAGCAUCACACUUGCCACACAGCCUGCCACGCCCACUCGUACGAUAGCAGCUACCCCCAUCCAAGCCCUCCCUCACACCCAGACGACACCAAAGCACAUUGACACGCCCACUCUGGAGGAGCCGAGCGACUUGGAGGAGCUAGAGCAGUUUGCCAAGACCUUCAAACAGAGACGUAUCAAACUGGGCUUCACGCAGGGGGAUGUUGGCCUUGCCAUGGGAAAACUUUACGGGAAUGACUUCAGCCAAACCACCAUUUCUCGAUUUGAGGCCUUGAACCUGAGCUUUAAAAACAUGUGCAAACUGAAGCCACUGCUUGAGAAAUGGCUCAAUGAUGCAGUUUGUGCAGAGAAUCAGACGUCUGAUCAGGGCCUGUCCAGUCCCAGCUCUCUUGGCUCGCCUGGGCUGGGCUUGGAGGGCCUGAACCGUCGCCGCAAGAAGAGGACAAGCAUCGAGACCAACAUCAGAGUGGCCUUAGAAAAGAGCUUUCUGGAGCAGAACCAAAAACCUACCUCUGAGGAGAUCACCAUGAUCGCGGACCAGCUCAACAUGGAAAAAGAGGUGAUCCGAGUAUGGUUCUGUAACCGCAGGCAGAAAGAGAAGAGGAUCAACCCACCCAGCAGUGGCAGUGCCGCCAGCACCCCCAUCAAAGCGAUCUUCCCUCCUACCACUCUGGCCAGUCUUGUGACCAGUAACGUGCCGACUACAAUGACUGUAAACCCUAUUUUGCCUCUCACCAGCACUAGUGUCUCCAGCGUCAGUUUCACUGGUUCGACUAUUGGCUCGGCCACCACUAACACUGCGUCCGUCAUCUCCACUGCACCUGUGAUCACUACCGCAGCAUCCUCUCCGUCACUCAGCCCUUCUCCCACGGUGCCACAGACGACCUCAGCGGAGCAGUUGUCGCCUCAGGAGAUUGUGACUGCGGUUAGUCAGGCACCUUCCUCCCUGGCAUCCACUUUCGGCACCGGUCAGGUGAUGGUGGCCUCCAGCCUCUCUGCGGCUUUGCAAGGUGCUGGCCAGCUGCCCACCAGUGCCAGCCUUGCCGCUAUGGCUGCUGCCGCGGGGCUCAAUCCUGGGCUCAUGGCAUCCUCGCAAUUUGCUCCUGGUGGGGCUCUUCUAAGUUUGGCACCUGGUGGUCUCGGGAGCGGUCUGAGUCCAGCACUAUUGAGCAACAGCACCUUGGCCACAAUCCAAGGUGUGUGGAGCGCUCUGGCGUCUAGUGGCUCUCUGCCUAUUACAUCUCUGGAUGGGAGCGGGAAUCUGCUGUUUGCGAACACCUGCGCAGGCAGUACCCCAAAUCUUAUGACGACGCCCCUGUUUCUGAACCCUCAGAACCUGUCACUGCUGGCCAGUAACCCGGUCAGCCUGGUUUCUGCAGGUGGGGCAUCGGGUGCCUCUGGGGCCCUCAAUCUGCACAUAAGCGCUGAUGCCCACCAGAAUGCAGUUACCACGGCAACUAUGCCCGCCUCCACCAUCACCACAGCCUCAAAGGCCCAGUGAAAGCUUUACCCACUCUUCUCCUCUUCUUUACGCUUACUCUUCAUCAACUCUCUUGCUACCACCAAAAACAAACCCACAUAGACUUAAUGUCGAUGUUUUAACUUUUAAUGGUUACGUUUGUAUCUUCUUUUCACAUAUCUUUUACACCUUAAUGAUGUUAUGGACCUCACUUUUUAGCAACUAUAAGCGAAUGUUGGCAUCUCCAUAGGGCUUGCAUCAGGAGAGAGGAAACCUCCCUGGACAUUGUGCCAAGUCUCUCUGUGCGAUGGAAAGACAUAUUCGGCUCAUUCUUCGCUCCCAUUCUCACAUUAUACCUGCAACUCUCUUCAGAAGAUCUUCUGAAAUGCUUUAAACCAAAAAACUUUGUUUACUCUGUUGAAUGAUACCUUCUUAACCCCAAGAGUAGCCCACAUCUUCCUCACAUAGAUAAAGAACACCUUAUGUUCUUGUAUAGACGUUCUAGUCUCUUUCCACUGGAGAUCCUGCUUUACAGGCUUUUUUACAAGUUUUCCUUUAAAUGCACCGUUUUUUUGUAUCAAGCAGUUGGUUAGCUUUAUGUCCUGUAUCUUACUAACUUGUGGUUACAAGGCUUUAACGGAGUAAUAAGCGGCUGUGAUGCGGUUUCAUUGCUUUAAGGAAUCGUUUGACAGGCCUUUCUUUCUAGAAACACUUCUAGAUUCUGUUUUUUUGUAGUUUACUCUGUAGUGGCAGACUGUAAGUCUGGGUCUGAAUCCAGUCACAGGCUAACUUAACACUAAAAGCUUUAAGGAAUCGUGUGAUUAUCUAUCGAGGGGGAUUUGUUGGGCCGUAGCGUUUAUUCUCUGUAAUUGUAAAACGUAAGGAACGUGUGUACUGAGAUCUCACAAACCUUACGUGGCUUUACUUUGCAGGACUGUGUAACCCCGUAAGGUAAACCUCCUCAAGGUCUUCCUAGCAAGGGAUGUACUUUUGGUAAAGCGAAAGUGUAGGUCAUGUGAGAGAGUUAAGGUGGAUGAUGUUCUUUUUUUUUUUAAGUGUUUGAUUUUCUACUUGUGCACAGUAUCUGUACCAAAAAAACUGGAUUUGAGAACUGCAUUCUGCUGAGUUGGAGCAGAACUCCUGUCACGCUUUAAGAGGUCUUUAUUUCAGAGGUCUUUGUAUUGCCUCUCUUUGAAGAUAUACCAAAAAUCUUUGUUAUACCUGUUGCUGUAUAUUGCUGUUGUAGCGUAGUUGACGCCUAAAUAUUUAUGAGCGAUGGCUCUCGGUAGACCACAGGAAUUAUAAUGCAAUAUUUUAAAAGUUUUUCCAAAGACUACAAUUUUUUUUUUUCUUUUCAUUCCUUUCAUUUUCUAAUAUUAUUUUUAAAACGAUGGCUGUCCUUCCUCAAUUUUGUAUAGUGUCAGUGGAACUAACUAGAUCUGGGGUGCCACAGCAAGAUCAUGGAGUACCAGCAUGAGAACAGGAAUUGUCCCUUUCACUGAUCAUUUGAGUGGGCCAAAUAUAGACCGAAAAUUGAGUCUGUCCAGUUAAAUAUAAAAAAAAAACAGAGAUGGGUUCUUGAAACUAAUGCCAUUAUGUUCAGGCCUCGCAGGCUUUUAAAUAUUUUCCCUUAUUUGUAAUCAAAAGGUGGCAGACUCGGUCCUCAGUAAUCUUAAAUCAGGGCCAUCGCUUCAAUUUACGGGCACUAUAUAUAUUUUUUUAUAGGUGUCCCUUCCUGGGGCCCAAUGAGAAGGUUAUACCAUAUAAAACAUUAGUUGGUCCCUUUCGUCACUGGGGGCGGAUUUUUUUUUCAGUCGUCUGGAAGCAGAAUUGAAUUUUAGCCGAAUGUUUUUUUUCCCGACCAAUGAAAUGCAGCCAUGAUGUAAAGCUUGAACCAAAGUCGUAUUCUCGCUAGCUGCUGUGCCUGUGUGGACCAGCGCAGAUCUGACCACACUUUCACUACUCACUACUGACAAAACUUUGCCAUCUAUUACACUUCUUUUACACAAAUUGUCCAACGGAUGGCAUUUGGCUUCAUAAAGAAAAAUAGCGCAGCGUUAACUUAUUUUAGCUCUUGAUAUCGACGCAUUUAAUGAUCCAAAGAGAAACUAAAGGGCCUUGUGUUUAAGUGCUGUUGUGAUUUCGGGAGUCCUUGGUCCUUCAUUUCAUUUUUCUCCCUUCUUUGUAAUCUAGGUUUUGGAAGAACCCAGAUGCUUCAGUGGUGCUGCCUAGCCAAAACAUUUUCACGAGUGUAUAGCAAUAGAAAUAAUACCACCAAGUCUAAGGAGAACCUGUGGAUGUGCUAAAGGCUCAGGAGCUUUAGUUGGCAUGCAUGACAAGAAGGUGAAUUUUAAGCAUAGCAUUGGUACAUUCUUUAAAUAUGUUUUUGUUAAAGAAAAGUAGAGCUAGGUGUAUUGUGAGAAUUACAUUAGUAUUUCAUCUGUAGCAUUCCUGUUAACUUUCUUGAAUUGUCACAGAGAAGUCGGCAUCUCUCCCGUUGUCCCUAUUAUUGUGGCCCUGUCUGUCAGUUCUUUACACAUGGUGUUUAUUUGUGUUGUUUAUAUAAUUUGAAAUACCUCAACAGCACUUACAUGAAAGGUUCACUUUGCGCAAGACACCAGUAAACUUCAGAAUGUACAGAAGCUGUUUGUAACAGUGUACAACUACAAACGUAAUAGAAGUGAAAAAUCUGUAAUAAUAAUGUCUCACAAGUCUACUACUGCUAUUUCAAGUACUACUACUUAAAGGGUAUUUCCAGGUUAACUUGUAAUGAAUAUUUUGUUAUCCUACUUGCCAAAGUAAAAAAAGCCUUCGUCUUUGCGGCUGGGUCUUGUUGCUGCUCAUUACGCUGGUUCUGUCCGGAGGUUUCAACGUAGCCUCUCUGGACAUGUCGAUUUUUGUUGUUUUUUCGCAGUAGUGUCAUGACCCGGUAGUGCCGGGACUGUGGGGAGUUACUGAUAUAUUUAUCUGAGGUAUGACUCAAAAGAUUAGAGAACUUCUUUUCUAAUUUCUAUAUAUAUUCACUUAUGUAAGAUGCUCAUAUUUUAUAUUUGAACUAAUAUCUAGUUUGAAUGUAGUGUUUUUGUCAUGCUUAUUCACUAAAAAGAAAACGUAACAAAAAAAACUUCAUUUAUAUUAUAGCUAUUCUUAAAAAAUAAAAAACAAAGUCUAGACCAAAAAUUUAAACCACACCCUUGUGAUAUGGGAGGGGCUGUCAUGUUCCCCAUCCACAUUGAGGUGUGGUUUGUUCGAGUGGGAGGGGCUUGCGAUGGUGCUCCUAAAGAAAGCUCCCAGCUUUUGUUGACGCUAGGGAAAAAGACUUGAUAGCACCAAACUACUUUUACUUUUUUCUUUGCUUUUAUGAGUUUAUUUUGCCAUUGUUGCUUUUUAACAAUCUUUAACAAUCAUUUAAAUUUACUUUAUGCCUUUGUUUGUUUGUUUGUUUGUUUAUAUCAUAAGGGAGCAACGUCACUGGCUUUCUUAGUUUGAUGACAAAACUCAAAUUUAUCAUUUAUGCCUUAUUAUUAUUUCAGACGUUUGACACGUUGUAGCAAUUUGUAGUGCGUGUGGUUGAUGUGAAAGGUGGUUUUGUUCUGAAUGCGUGUGCGCAUGUGAAAGAUGAUGCAACCAAGCAUGCACCAAUGUCAAAACUCACGGUGCAUAUCGACCAUGAAAAUAACGCUGUGAGUUUAAUUUGUGUGUUGUGAUAUUUUGGAAGUGUUCAGCUACCUAUUAUGGUAGGUAUAAUUCAAGCCGGUUGGAUACCUGUUGAAAAGCUUUACUAAUAACUCCAGCUGGUUUGUGGGGUGUCGGCGUUUAUUACUGGUGAUGCAUUUCUUUUGAAAGGUUAGGGUCUUUCUGACAAAAUAAUUCGGGAAUACAGAUCACGUAUGGCGUGUUUUGAAAGUAAAGCAUUUUUAGCAUCAUUAUCGUUGGAUGUAAUUGACCACUUGCCUGUAAAUUUGAACCUGUGAUCACGAGAUGUUUCAGGUGAGAUGUAGAACCUGGCCAACAGCCUCCUGUUUUUUGGCACUUGAUUUUGGCUCGUGUGGAUGCUCUGACUUGUGAUUGGGUAGUUUCUCGAUUGUAGUGGGGUUCACUGCUGACCCUUAGUCUAGUGACAAAAUGGGAUAGUUGCAGAAGAGGUCAUGCACCAGAAACGCGUGAGAGAGGAGGUCUGAGUAAAGGAGCUGUUGUAUACCUCAUUUAUAACUCGAAACUGAGUAAAACCUGCUUUAGUCUACUUCUAAAGAUAAAAGGAAAUAAUGAACUGUUCCAAAACAGAAGCCUGCAGAUGUCCGUUUAUUGAUUGGAGUGAGGAACCAUGCGGAUACCCAGAAAGCACACAAACUCGCAAACCCUAAUUCCAGACAUUAGUUGCGCAUCCCACUUUUAUUGUAUAUUUUGCUUUAUGCUAAUUUAAGUUCACACUGUAGCCAUUUUGUACCAAAGCUUGUUUAUGAUUUGACAAUCGUCGUCCUUAUAAACCCCUUGAUCCUCUGGUGCGGGUUUUGUGCGUUUGUGUGUUUUGCUUUCUUCUGGGUUGAUGGUCUGCUUGUUUCUCACCUUCCCUGUGGUAACCAAAGACUUUCAUAGUGAUUGUAUGGACUAAACUCUUCUCGUAACCCUGCCUCAACCAUCAGCAUGGGAUUUGAGAUUGUCGGUCACACGUUUGCUGUGUGGGCGGGGCUUAGUAGAAAGAGGAAGAAAAACAGCUCUGCUGGCUUCUUGAAAGGAUUUCUUAAAAGUAACCCCUCAUGGGCUGGGUGAUGUUUUUUAAUACACGCUGAAGGAUGUCCUGAGCUCACUGCAAACUGCUCAGGAUAAACUGUUCUCUGGAGUUACACUUUCUGUGGCUACAGCAAGGCAACACUGUUUUUGUCUACACACAAUACAUGCAAUGUCUCUCCAUAGUUAAAUCUUUUAGAUGCUGUCAUCCUGUGGUUUCUGUGUCUGUGUAGUUUUUUUUAGCUUUGCUGUUUCCACUCUCAUGAUUUCAAUUGGUUUGAUCGAUCAGCCGUGGAACUAUGCAUCCUUGUUCUCCAUCCUGCAGGGGUGGCGUCAGAUCGACACGUCUUUUCAGACGGGUCUCAUCGUUUUAUGCUGAGUAAAAGAAACUAUAAGCUCUAUCCCAAAGCAAAAAUCCAAAUAUGAAAUGUUUUACAAAUGCAGAUACCAAAGAAUACUGUUCAUUUUUCUUCUUCCUCACCAAACCCUUCAGCUUGUGUGUUAAGAAACAGAACCCAGCUCUGGCAGUAGUCCUAACCUCAGUAAUUCCAAAGCUUAGAUGUAUAUUUUGGUAUUUUUCUGAGAUGCUUAUUGGGAAAAAACGUUUGUCGUUUAAAUUUUCUUGUUUGUUGGAUCUGUUGCUCUUUUUCUGUCACAGCAUGGAAUUAACUGCAAAACUGUCUUACUGUAGGUUAAAGAAAUAGUAUUUUUGUAUGUUUUUGGAUGUGUCGAUGUAUGUGAUAUCAGUUUCACUGCCCAAGUUAUCAUUGUUUUUAAAACAAAAGACAGAAAAUAGUUAAGUAAAAAUGUGUACAUAAAACUUCUAGUCAAAGAUUUCAAAAGAAAUCUCUCUAUACUCUCAUUUUCAGAUUUCCUACAGCUGAAGUUCAAGGAAUUUCAUUAACACCCUGUCACAUACUGUAGAUUGUUUUCUGAUAUCUUUCUUCAGGACCUGUAACUCACUGUUGUCAUAGUGAUGAUUGGUUAGGUUAUGGUUAUCACUACAAACCAGAACACUUAUGCCACUCGUGGCAGGUUAGCAAGUGAACAUACCCAAAACUGAACGCUAAAUGGCUACAUUACUGUAGCUAAGAAUGAUUGUGUAGAUUACAAGUAUGUGAAUCAGGAUUACAUGGUAGAUUUGAUGCAUUUGUCUGCUGUAUUUUUUUUUAUAUAUAUAAAGAUAAUCUUUUACUGUAUAUGUACAGUUCCUUUUUGUUGUAAACAUCAUUAAACCAUUUUCCAAGUGUUUUAAUAUUCUAA
Messenger RNA from Triplophysa dalaica, 10956 nucleotides. It is a transcript of the gene pou2f1b, whose product is annotated as POU class 2 homeobox 1b. The transcript has 14 exons. The record is from RefSeq and is a predicted model, not a curated record. The coding region runs from base 2923 to 5007 and encodes 694 amino acids. Lineage: Eukaryota; Metazoa; Chordata; Actinopteri; Cypriniformes; Nemacheilidae. Gene Ontology annotation, cellular component: nucleus. Gene Ontology annotation, biological process: regulation of transcription by RNA polymerase II. Gene Ontology annotation, molecular function: RNA polymerase II cis-regulatory region sequence-specific DNA binding; DNA-binding transcription factor activity, RNA polymerase II-specific.